AUGUCUCUGAACCAACUCUGGGAGGCGGCCUCCACGAACCCUUACAGCCCACCCGUUGAGAAAGACCGCCAGUUCGCGAUUGGAUUUGGCUUGUUACUUAUUGCUUUCGUCUACUCUGGUCUCUUCAGCCUCAAUUUAUCCUUCAAAAGCAUCAUCUCAUCUGGCCUUCCGGCUGCAUUGGCGUUUGGCUUCGGUGCCGUGUACAUGAUCUGCGCCGUCGGGGUCUACGUCUGA
Messenger RNA from Monascus purpureus, 234 nucleotides. Lineage: Eukaryota; Fungi; Ascomycota; Eurotiomycetes; Eurotiales; Aspergillaceae. The record is from the annotation of a GenBank genome assembly.